UGUGAUCCCACGUGUGUGUGACCAAAGAUGACGAACACAUUGACGAAUUUAUUUGUUUUCACGAUCCUCGUGUGCUCACUUUCUUAAAAAUUCUACAAAAAUACAAUAAAUUCAGCCUUAGAAUAUAUCGAAAAGCCGAUUCCAUUUUUAACUCAAACUAAUCUGCGAGGUGAGACAACGUUUGAUUUGAUCAAUUUCUUGAAAAAAUUUGUAAAUUCGCUGUAAAAUUCAUACAAAGAACGUGCUCCAUUCGAAUGAAUUUGGCGAGUCAACAAAUAAUUUAAUUUGAAUUUUCAACCUAUUUUAAAGGCAAAUAUUUUGAACAUUAGAUUUUAUUGUGGAGAAAUAGAGAUAACGUCGAUAGUGAUAAAAAGUUUACGUUUAAUUACAAAGUUUAUUUACACAAAGUUUCCACUUGAAUUGGAAAAUUCUUGCCUCUGUUUUUGCAAACAGAUGUGUUCUGUCGUAAAAAACAUGUCCAACAAAUUUGACGCGUUGAAGACUAGUGACGACAGUGGAGAUGACGAAUCUCAGUUAAAAGACAGUCUGAAAUCUGAUAAGGAUAUUUUACCACCUAUAGAAUUAAAUCCAAGCGACCAUAAGUUGCAGUAUGCAUAUGCUUUGUGGUACAGUCGAAGGAGUCCCGGGAAACAAACAAAUGUACAAAGUUACGACCAAAACCUAAAAUUAGUAGGAAGAUUCGGAAGUGUAGAACAAUUUUGGGGUCUUUAUAGCCACUUAGCCAGACCUUCGGAAUUAUCAAUACACACAGACUUUCACCUCUUCAAAGUAGGAAUUAAACCUAUGUGGGAGGAUGAAGCGAAUCAAAGAGGAGGAAAAUGGAUCGUCCGAUUACGCAAAGGCUUGGUUGCCCGGUGUUGGGAAAAUUUGGUCCUAGCGAUGUUGGGCGAACAAUUUAUGGUGGGCGAAGAAAUUUGUGGGGCCGUUGUUUCAAUUAGGUAUCAGGAAGAUAUAAUAUGCGUAUGGAAUAAAACGGCAUCUGACGUAGCAACGACAGCUCGAAUCAGAGACACAUUGAGGCGCGUAUUGCAUUUGCCAGCCAGUGCGUCCAUGGAAUACAAAACACACAACGAUAGUUUGAAAAAUGUAAUGCGCCUCUAGUUAUUUUUUCAAAUUGAAUUGAUAUCUCUAAUGAAAUGAUAAUUACAUUCUUGUGAAAAUUGCGAGAAACGACUGAGUUCUUUAAAUUAACUUCUUUUCACCGGAGCACACUUUUCGACUUUUUGAAGUGAGAUUUUGCAUAUUAUGUUUGAAAUCCAUCCGAUUUCUUUUGAGUUUUUUUCUUUUAAACUCCGAGGUUAUUUUGCUUACUCAUGAAGUUUUACAUCUGAGGGAGUUAAGUUAUUUUUUGGGUGUUUAAAAUUCUAUUCAAUUAAGAAUUUGACGCUGGAAAAUGAUUUUGAGCGAAUUAAUAUGAAAUCUCGAUUGUGAAGAAAGUGAAAUUAUUUUACAUGUGUACAAUCUUUUUAUGGUAGAUGUACAGAUAUUAAAAUACAUAAUAUGAAUAAAAGCCAAAUAAUGAUUGAUAAAAAUGUAAUUUUCAUUGAUUGUUAGCAUUUGUACAUUAUAAUUUUAAUAAGUGUAGUAUGUGAAAAUGAGAGAAGGUAAUAAACAAGAUUCAUGUGCUUAA
Belonocnema kinseyi is the source of this 1651-nucleotide messenger RNA. Its product is annotated as eukaryotic translation initiation factor 4E type 2-like. Gene Ontology annotation, biological process: translational initiation. Lineage: Eukaryota; Metazoa; Arthropoda; Insecta; Hymenoptera; Cynipidae. Gene Ontology annotation, cellular component: cytoplasm; eukaryotic translation initiation factor 4F complex. Bases 454 to 1122 code for a protein of 222 amino acids. Gene Ontology annotation, molecular function: RNA 7-methylguanosine cap binding; translation initiation factor activity. The record is from RefSeq and is a predicted model, not a curated record. The transcript is spliced from 5 exons.